AAAAGAAACCCCAUGACAGAGCGGAUGACAGUCAGAUCCUCCUGGAGUUUAGAGGUGUCAACAUCAGCGGCUACAGAUACACUCUCAUGAUCGACAUUGGGUUCCCUGGAAACCGGUAUUCAUGACAUGCCAGUAGCAUUUAAAGAAGUGAAGACAUGAUGAAUGGAGAAACAAAGAUUCAUGCCCUCUCAGACAGUACAACUUUGGAGGACACUGAAAAAGGAGGGGUCGUUGUCACAGGAAUCACAAAUCCAGCGAUUAACCUGAAGGAAGAUGAUCAGCUUGUUGUUGCAACCAUUCACCUGGACCAUCUCAGUAAAGAUGAAGUGCUAAACCUGAUCAGAAUCCUCGAGCCCUACGACAAGAACCUUGAACUUAAGACAGCAAAGGAUCUGAAAGCAGAACUGUCUCGUGGUGAUCUCCAAUUAAACAGUGAGGCAGGACUUCAAGCACCAGGCGUUCAGAUUAAUGGGCUGAAUGGACAGAUAAAUGCCCCUUGCCUUAAGGAUGGCAUCUCAACCCCAGCAGUAAAUGCCAAAAUGCCACAGACUGAGCUAAAGGAUGCCACACCUAACUUCAGCCACCCAACUUUUGGCAUGUCUGCACCAAAUCUCAAAGGAGCAGGUCUGGAUGGUACAUUAGAAGCAGCUGAUGUCAGUGUCUCUACCCCUACUCUUAACACCCCAGAUGUUUCUGUUAAUGUGGACAAGCCUGAACUGAAGACCAAAACAUCCAAGUUCAAAAUGCCCACCUUUAGUCUACAUGGUAAAAAACCAAAGAUUGACAGUGAUGUGAAUUUAACCGCCCCAGACAUAAAUGCUGACCUAAAAACCCCAAAUCUUAAUCUGUCAACCCCAAAGAUAAAUGGAGAAAUUGGCACCCCUGAAGAAGACAUGAAUCUGGAUGGUACAUUAGAAGCACCUGAUGUCAGUGUCUCUACCCCUACUCUUAACACCCCAGAUGUUUCUGUUAAUGUGGACAAGCCUGAACUGAAGACCAAAACAUCCAAGUUCAAAAUGCCCACCUUUAGUCUACAUGGUAAAAAACCAAAGAUUGACAGUGAUGUGAAUUUAACCACCCCAGACAUAAAUGCUGACCUAAAAACCUCCAAUCUUAAUUUGUCAGGCCCACAGAUUAAUGGAGAAAUUGGCACCCCUGAAGAAGACAUAAAUCUGGAUGGUACAUUAGAAGCACCUGAUGUCAGUGUCUCUACCCCUACUCUUAACACCCCAGAUGUUUCUGUUAAUGUGGACAAGCCUGAACUGAAGACCAAAACAUCCAAGUUCAAAAUGCCCACCUUUAGUCUACAUGGUAAAAAACCAAAGAUUGACACUGAUGUGAAUUUAACCACCCCAGACAUAAAUGCUGACCUAAAAACCUCCAAUCUUAAUUUGUCAGGCCCACAGAUUAAUGGAGAAAUUGGCACCCCUGAAGUAGACUUGACUUUGCCAAAAACUGAGCUCAGUGGUCCAAACCUGGACAUCGAAACACCAAAAGCUAAUAUUGAAGCUCCCUCUGGCAAGAUUAAAUUUCCUAAAUUAAAGAAACCAAAAGCUUCAAAAGUGAAAGUACCAGAGGCGAGUGUUGGUGCAAAUAUUUCUGCUCCAAAUUUAAAUGCAGAUGUUAGUGCACCAAAUGUUGACACUGAUCUGCCAAGAGCCAAUCUUGAAGCUCCAGAUAUUAAAUCUCCUGAUGUCAAUAUAAAUGCUCCCUCUGGCAAAAGAAAAUGGGCACCAUUUAAGAAACCCACAUCUGGUCAGAAGGUUAAAGCACCAGAGGUUGGCUUAGAUGUCUCAACACCUGAUUUAAGUCUCUCAGCACCAAAGAUAGAUGGGGAUAUCAGCAUCCCAAAUACAGAUGUCAAUUUAACAAGUGCUGAUGUUGAUGUAAAAGCACCUGAUGCAGACAUUAAUGCUCCGUCUGCAAAGCACAAGUUCCCCACUUUUAAAAUGCCAAAGCUAAACUUGCAUAAAUCAAAGCUGAAAACUCCAGAUCUAAAUGCAGGGGUACAAGCACCAGACUUGGACAUGUCAGCUCCUGGAGUAGAUAUUAAUCUGCCAAAAGCUGAACUAGAUGGACCGAAUAUAGAGGUCAAGACACCAGACCUCAACCUCUCUGCACCAGUUCUAGAUAUUAAAACUCCAGCUGUUGAUGUGAUGACACCAGAUAUUGAUAUAGAAACUUCAUCUGCAAAGUUAAAUAAGCCCCAUGUUAAACUGCCUAAAGCAAAUCUAUCUGGGCCUAAAAUGAAAGGUCCAGAUGUAGACCUCAAUGCACAGGCAGAUCUCCAUGGACCGAACCUAGAUGUGAAAGCUCCAGAUCUCAGUCUUUCAGCACCCAAAGUGGAUGGCAAAUUGAGUGCUGCUCCACAUGUAGAUCUGAACUUGCCAGAUGCUAACGUCAAAAGUCCAAAUGUAGACCUCGAAGUCCCAGACAUUGACAUAAAUGCGCCUAAAGUAGACAUUGAUCCCCCUUCUGGCAAAGCCAAGCUACCUCACUUUAAGAUGCCUAAAUUUGGUCUUUCUGGACAUCAUGUUAAAACCCCAAAUCUAGAUGCACCUGAUGUAGAUGUGAAUAUCCCCUCAGCAGAACUCAAAGGACCUAAUGUAGAUGUUAAAGCACCCGAUCUUAGUGUUUCCACACCUAAAUUUGAAGGUGACAUUUCUUCUCCCUCUGUAGGCAUUGGCCUACCAAAGGCCAACUUGAAUGCUCCAACUGCAAACAUUGGGGGAAAUCUAAAGUCACCAAAUCUCAAUCUCUCCACCCCAGAUGUAGACAUAGACUUGCCAAAAGCAGAACUUGAAGGACCUGAUGCUACCCUUAAAGUCCCACAUGUUGACAUUAAUGCACCAUCUGGAAAAAUGAAGUUGCCACAUUUCAAUUUGCCAAAAAUGAAUUUCUCGGGGCCAGAAGCUAAAGGGCCUGAGCUGGCAGCUAACACAGAUCUAGAUCUCUCAGUUCCCAAACUCAAAGGAGAAUUAAAUGCCCCUACUGUUGACCUAAAUCUUCCCAAAGCUGAGAUCAGUGCGCCUGAUGUAAAUGCAACUAUACCAAAAGCUGAGGUCAGCAUUCCCAAUCUAGAUAUCAAGACCCCAGACUUAGAGGCUCCGUCUGGAAAGUUGAAACAGAUUACAUUUAAGAAACCAAAAGUUGACCUUUCUGGUCCAAAAGUGAAGACACCUGAGAUUGACUUGAAUACAGAAGCUCCUGAUCUUAGCCUCUCAGCUCCGAAUGUUGAUGCAGAUGUCAAUGUGCCAGAUGCUGAUAUAAACCUUCCCAAAGCAGAUAUUGACAUCAGUGCUCCCAAAGGAAAGUUUAAAUUUCCAACACUCAAAAAGUUUAACCGGUCUGGUCCAAAAGUCAAAUCUCCUGAUAUUGACAUUGCUGCUGAUGUAAAUGGACCAGAUCUGAAUCUAUCUGCACCUGGAGUUGGUAGUCCUGAUACUGAUGUGAGUCUCCCAAAAGCUGGGGUUGAUGUAGACAUUCCCACAGCAGACGUGGACAUCAGUGCUCCCAAAGGAAAGCUGAAAUUCCCAGAACUCAGAAAGUCCAACCUAUCUGGUCCAAAAGUCAAAUCUCCUGAAGUUGACAUAGCUGCUGAUGUAAAUGGACCAGAUUUAAACCUAUCUGCACCUGAGGUUGGUACUCCUGAUACUGAUAUGAGUCUACCAAAACCUGUGGUUGAUGUAGAUGUUCCCACAGCAGAUGUUGACAUCAGUGCUCCCAAAGGAAAGUUUAAAUUUCCAACACUCAAAAAGUUUAACCGGUCUGGUCCAAAAGUCAAAUCUCCUGAUGUUGACAUUGCUGCUGAUUUAAGUGGACCAGAUUUGAACCUAUAUGCACCUGAGGUUGGUACUCCUGAUACUGAUAUGAGCCUACCAAAACCUGUGGUUGAUGUAGAUGUUCCCACAGCAGAUGUUGAAAUCAGCGCUCCCAAAGGAAAGUUUAAAUUUCCAACACUCAAAAAGUUUAACCGGUCUGGUCCAAAAGUCAAAUCUCCUGAUGUUGACAUUGCUGCUGAUGUAAGUGGACCAGAUUUGAACCUAUCUGCACCUGAGGUUGGUACUCCUGAUACUGAUAUGAGUCUACCAAAACCUGUGGUUGAUGUAGAUGUUCCCACAGCAGACGUUGACAUCAGUGCUCCCAAAGGAAAGUUUAAAUUCCCAGAACUCAGAAAGUCCAAACUAUCUGGUCCAAAAGUCAAAUCUCCUGAUGUUGACAUUGCUGCUGAUGUAAGUGGACCAGAUUUGAACCUAUCUGCACCUGAGGUUGGUACUCCUGAUACUGAUAUGAGUCUACCAAAACCUGUGGUUGAUGUAGAUGUUCCCACAGCAGACGUUGACAUCAGUGCUCCCAAAGGAAAGUUUAAAUUCCCAGAACUCAGAAAGUCCAAACUAUCUGGUCCAAAAGUCAAAUCUCCUGAUGUUGACAUUGCUGCUGAUGUAAAUGGACCAGAUUUGAACCUAUCUGCACCUGAGGUUGGUACUCCUGAUACUGAUGCAAGUCUACCAAAUGUUGGGGUUGAUGUAGAGGUUCCAGGCAUCAACACUGAAGCUGAGAGCUCCAAGCAUAGAAUAAAAUGGCCAUUCUGGCGAAAAUCUACUGAAUCAAAUGAUGCAGAUAUAAGCAUUAAAGCACCAGAAGUAAAUGGUACCACUGGAGAAAUUAAACUCCCUGAAAAUAUACCAUUGUUCAAGCCUCACCCCCUACCUGAGAUGAAAAUGGAGAGAAUCUUACCAAUAUUCACAGGAGGGGUUGACCUCAGUGCUGACCCUACAAAAACAACUACUGACACUGUUGUCUCAGUCUCGUCAGUCAAGACUUGUCUUAAUGCUUCUCCUCCAUCUGCUGGGGUCAGUGGACAAACAGCUUCUGUAGAUAUCCAGGAAAAGCUUCGGUUAUCUAAUGCACGUACUACAAGCCCAGAUUUAUGCAUUUCUUCAGAACCAGGCAGCCCUACAGAAGUGAAUAGAGGAACAUUUAAAGUCACCGAGCCUGAUGCUGCAAAGGACUACCAAGUAACUGAUACAACUAGCAACGAAGAGGAUGCCAAGAUUACCCUCAGCUUGAACAACAUGCUUGGUUUGUAAACAGACUAAACUUUAAAUAAAACCAGGAGUCUUGUUAGUGUUGUUCCACACCCACUGCAUAUAGUUAAUACAUAUGUAAAACAAUACAUACUUUUAAAAUGGGUAGAGUAUUGACAGAGAACCAUUAUAUAAUUUGACAUAUGACAUUAUUUUUAUAUUCAGCUAUAUACAUAAUUGUAUAAAGUCCUCUUUAAAUGUGCAAUGAUUGUAUCUCCUCAAAACAUGAAGGAAAAAAUUAUGAAUCUGUAAUUCUAUUUUGUCACUAUUUUAUGUAAUAAUAUCUAGUCUCUUGUUUACACUUAUUUUCAUUCCAUAUAUAUGUCAGUAUUGCAAAUUGGAAAAAAUAAAAUAAAAUAAACGAACAAUAACUUUUAAGCGCAAAAUUUACAUCAGUAAAAUAACUUUUCUUUGUUUGUUCCAUAAAGCAUGUACCUAUAUCUGUUAGCGCACAAAUGUCUCAAAAUUCCUUAAUAAAGUUUGAUAUGAACAUUGCA
Carassius auratus (goldfish) is the source of this 5584-nucleotide messenger RNA. Its product is annotated as neuroblast differentiation-associated protein AHNAK-like. NCBI's taxonomy places the organism in Eukaryota, Metazoa, Chordata, Actinopteri, Cypriniformes, Cyprinidae. Gene Ontology annotation, biological process: regulation of RNA splicing. Bases 156 to 5090 code for a protein of 1644 amino acids. Gene Ontology annotation, cellular component: nucleus; cytoplasm. The transcript is spliced from 6 exons. The record is from RefSeq and is a predicted model, not a curated record.